Molecule: messenger RNA, 1752 nt
Organism: Fusarium odoratissimum NRRL 54006
Lineage: Eukaryota; Fungi; Ascomycota; Sordariomycetes; Hypocreales; Nectriaceae
Exons: 8
Coding region: 1-1752 (583 amino acids)
Source: RefSeq, a predicted model, not a curated record
AUGACUGCCGUAGUCGCGAUCAAUCCGAAUCAAAUCUUUGAAGAUUUCACCAACGGAACUAAAACAUUCAUCAGAGAGGCCCCUGUCGCCUUUAAGGCCACUACUGAACAGAAGCCUGCCCCGGCUUUCGUCCUCAAUGAUGUGAUGUUUGUAGGGCUUCAGUCCUAUGUCAAGUCUGCUUUAAAGAUACCCAAGACAGACGAACUAUUCAAGGCGACCUAUCCGUUCAAAGGCCUCGACCUUUGGAUCCAAACUCAGUCGGAAUAUGAUCAACUAUACAAGAGCCUUAUCCCCAUCCAUGAGCACUGUGAGACCUUCCUCAAAGAUGGAAUCAAUCCUAUGAUCGGUCUUGCUCAUGCCGUUGCUGACUAUGCUGGGAACGCAACCGUAUUUCUCGAGGAGCUGAAAAAGCAGAUGGAUAUAAUUUGUGAUAGGAAGAUACCUACUCGAAGCGAUGAAGCAAUGGAAGCAAAGAUGAACGCGAAAGAGAUUCUCACAGCUUUGCAAGAAGAAGCUAAAGAAACUAAUCAGAAACUAAUCAGGAUUACCGAGGCGAUAAGCUUGUUCAAAUCACAGACGGAAAGCGACGCAGCAGCGCUGAAAAUCCUGAAACCUAUACUUGAUGAGAAAUUUAGUGAAAAACACCUUGACAGCCCUAUGACAAAGCAUAUGGAGGAGACGCGCACAUGUAUCCGGAAAUUGAUCAAGAACCAACAAAAGACAGUAAUGAGCCAGGAGUAUCUGAACAGCUACAAGUGGCUAUGGGAUUUCCCUGGCGUGGGAGGCCUUCUUCUUCCCUGGGCUUCUGAAGAUAUGAAGGAAGCUCUGCGAAACUACGCAGCCAAAAAUGACAAGUAUAAGAUAAUGGUAGCCCAGGGCGAUCAAGAGAGAGCUCAUCUUCUGAAGUCAAUUGAUACCGCCAGAGGACUGAUCGAGAAUAUCGAUGGUGUCAUGAAACACCUUGACGAGGCAAAAAAGUCCUUAGACAAUAUCUUCGAUGGCAUGACAAUGAUGAAUAUGUCAUGUUCCACCCUCCGAAAAAAGCUCGAGAGUAUUGACGGGAAUGUAAAGACCGAAGCGCACGGUUCUUCCAUGAGCAAGCUUUACAUCAACAUGGCUGUGACAUCGUGGAACAACGUGCUUGAAGUGGCACGCUCGUUCGCGAAGCACGGCAUCAUUGAGGAAGCCACCAACACCAACACCGACACCCCUAAGCGCAGAGGUCAAGCAGUCAUCCUCGCCGCUUCUUACGGCGGACAAACUGUCACGGAUCUGGCCAAGAUGCAGCUCAACUACGGCUCCAAAAUCGUCAUCUCCACAAAUGACCUCAUCUUCCCUGACAAUAUGCCCGGAAUGCCAAAGUCUCUUAGCAUUCUGUAUCGAUUCGACGACGACGCGAACUCCUCGCGUAUCUUUACCUGUGACACAGGAACUGGGCAAGUCCACAUCCUCACUGCACAGAGUAGCUCCGGGUCUGAGGCAGCUCUUGGCUUCAACAAGGGUCCGACAAGUCGAUAUAAGUUCCAUUCGGCGGUUUUUGGUCUGCGACAAAUCACCGACAAGAAAACCUUGGAAUAUAUAAUGAAUUCAGCUGAAACAAUGAACGCUAUGCCAGUUAGCACUCUGGCCGCUUUGGCAAACUCAAGUAAUGAUUCUUGGCCUGGAAAAGUCAAGAGCGUGGCAAUCUUCUACACUGUAGAUGGGGUUCUUGCUUGCGGAUCUGCGGUCCAGGAUGGAGCUAUUUUCUUCUAA